Messenger RNA from Myxocyprinus asiaticus (Chinese sucker), 1541 nucleotides. It is a transcript of the gene tfpi2, whose product is annotated as tissue factor pathway inhibitor 2. The record is from RefSeq and is a predicted model, not a curated record. Gene Ontology annotation, molecular function: serine-type endopeptidase inhibitor activity. The transcript is spliced from 5 exons. NCBI's taxonomy places the organism in Eukaryota, Metazoa, Chordata, Actinopteri, Cypriniformes, Catostomidae. Gene Ontology annotation, biological process: negative regulation of peptidase activity. Bases 87 to 800 code for a protein of 237 amino acids. Gene Ontology annotation, cellular component: extracellular region.
CUCCAUUUAUAAGGUCACCGAUUGUGAGAAAUCAACACAGUUACACAUCGGGCUUCUCGCGAGUUUGGAUUUCAAAUUUCAACACAAUGACGCGUUACUCGCUUGGAAGUCUUUUGAUAUAUAUAAGUCUUUUGUUUAUUAUUACUGUACUGCAGAGAGCCGUCGGUCUACAGCCCAAAGAGGUUUGCCUGUUGCAAGUUGAUGAAGGACCGUGUGAUGACGCCAUAACUCGUUAUUACUACAACACAAUCACCCAGCAGUGUGAGGAAUUCAGUUAUAGCGGUUGUGCAGGAAAUUUAAACAGGUUUAAAUCCCUAGUGGAUUGCAAGAAAACAUGCUUCAGGAUACCAAAAAUUCCCCAGAUUUGUCGUUUUCAAAAGAAAGAGGGGCCCUGUCGUGCCAUCUUUAAGCACUACUACUUCAAUAUGACCUCCAUGCAGUGUGAACCUUUCGACUAUGGUGGUUGCCAGGGCAAUGCAAACAACUUUGAAAACAUUCAGGCAUGUGUGGAAUAUUGCAUUCCUCCAAAAAUCCCUGUCAUUUGUCAAGACUUUUUGGACCCAGGGAAGUGCUCAGCUUCCAUACCAAGGUAUUACUACAACUCUGCCACAAAGACAUGCCAGGAGUUCAUAUACACGGGAUGUGGAAGAAGCAGCAACAACUUCAAGUCCAAACAAGACUGCAUGGAUGUGUGCGGUAUCACUGCGGCUAAACAUUGGAAAAAACCAAUGAUAAGAGUUCAUAAAAAGUUCAUAAAACGUACAAUGGAUCAGCCCAAAAGGAUGCAACAGGCCAAAUAAUUGUUCAUGAAGUCAUGUGCCACAUUUUUGACAAAGAUACUUGCACUUAUUUUACAGUAUAGAAGUUGAAGUUAUUCAAACAGGCAGUCUUUUCUCAACAAAAUAGGCAUCUGUAUCCAUUAUUAUUUGAUCACUCUGUGUGCAUAUGAUAUUAAAUGUUCUUAAUGGAUCAAUUUUGUUUUAUAUUUCCAUGGAUUUUGCACAUGUGCAUUUUUUUUUUUUUUUUUUUUUUUUUUUGUAUUAUUAAAAAAGUAUUUGUCUUACACUGUCUUUUAAAGUGAUAUAGCAUAAUGUUACUGACAUUACAUUUCAGACAGCUCAUUGGAGCUCUUUAUUUCUUUAACCAGAAUGCUUGAUUAACUAAGGCUGGCAGCUGCUAUCAUCUCAAGUCUAGCAGUAGUAACAUGACAGUCAUUUCAAAAUGCUAGUGACACUUAACGUGACAAGGACAAGGAUGAAAAAUGAUUGUGCUCUGUUCACUCUUUGGUGACUCAUGGCUGGUCGUGCUUAAGCAAACCUUGUCCGAUAGAGUGAGAAAUUCCAUGGUAUAUCAUGCAGCUCUCACUGACCUUGGGUGACAUUUAUAUUGAUUUUAUGUAAAUACACAUUCCAUUCUUAAAUAAAUGUUGUGUGGAAUUAUGUUAUUCUUUUGUAGUAAUAAACAGAACUUGACCCACUUCAAUGUACACCUACUUCUGGCUUUAAAUUACCCAGAAUAAACAAGCAUUUGUGAGUCUUUAA